AUGGGAUCCAAUACGCCCGAAUCCCAGAUCUUCUUGAUGUUUGGCAAUGGCUGGAUUGCUAACCUAAUGAAGGAUAUACUUCUAGAACAAGGCAAGACUAUCAUCAUGUCCAAAGCUAGGAUAGAGAGCCGUGAGCAGGUGUUGAGCGAGCUUACCAAGCACAAGCCCACCCGGGUCAUCAACUGCGCCAGCACGCGCGGCACGCCAAACGUCGACUGGUGCGAGGACCACAAGGUUGAGACGGUACGGUCCAAUAUCCUGGGAGUGCUCAACGUGGUCGACACUUGCUUCCAGCUGGGCAUCCACGUCACGCAGAUCGGGUCCGCCUGCAUCUACACGCUGUCGGAAGAAGAGAUCAAGCACCAACCGCCCUUCAAGGAGACAGACGAACCAUUCUAUCAAGGCUCGUGGUAUUCCCGCAGCCGGUUGCUCAGCGAGCUAUCCAUCCGCCACUACUCCAACCUGCUGCUGUUGCGUAUUCGAUUACCAAUUGCGGCAGACUUGCACAAGAACAACCAUAUUGGAAGGCUAUUGAAGUAUGAGAAGAUUGUGGACUUGACAGGGUCUGGCACGGUCCUGCCCAAUCUGCUGCCCGGUGCCCUCGUCCUCUCUGAGCAUGCCGUGACGGGUAUCUACAACUUUGUGACACCCGGCCAGAUCAGCAACGUCGAGCUUAUGGAAUUGGCCAAGAAAUACAUUCGACCUGAUCUGACGUGGCAGACGUUCGUGCUGGACGACAUGCUUAGUACCCUGAGGGCUCCGCGCUCCAAUUGCAUCAUGGACACGACCAAGCUGCAAAAGAAACUACGGGAGUAUGGCUAUGAGGUCAAGGAGCGCCGGGAGGCCCUGGAAGAGGUAUUCCAGAUCAUGGCGGAGAAAGGGUUAUAG
Molecule: messenger RNA, 888 nt
Organism: Endocarpon pusillum Z07020
Lineage: Eukaryota; Fungi; Ascomycota; Eurotiomycetes; Verrucariales; Verrucariaceae
Exons: 5
Coding region: 1-888 (295 amino acids)
Biological process (GO): S-adenosylmethionine biosynthetic process
Cellular component (GO): methionine adenosyltransferase complex
Molecular function (GO): methionine adenosyltransferase regulator activity
Source: RefSeq, a predicted model, not a curated record